GGAAUCGCGCUAUAACAUUUCAAACAGAUGUGUGUCGGCAGUGCGCGGCGUACCGUUUGAAAGUCGACGAAAUGUUGAACGUGGUUUAUUUUACGCUGGGUCGACGUGGAGGGAGUGUGUUAUGUAAAGAAACGGGCGAUUUAUCUCCGAAAAAAUUGUGCAAGGUCAUAACCUGCCAAUUUUCCACAAAAUCCCGCCGCUCUAAAAUCUACCAAGACGUCAACGAAACCAUCAAGGACAUCCAAGAUGGUUCCAAACUCCUGGUUGGGGGUUUCGGCCUCUGCGGCAUCCCCGAGAACCUCAUCACCGCCCUUAUCCAACACCCCGCCAAAAACUUGACAGUGGUCUCCAACAACGCUGGAGUGGACGAUUUCGGGUUAGGCCUCCUCCUCCAAAAACGGAAAAUCAAAAGAAUGAUAUCGUCCUACGUGGGGGAAAACGCGGAGUUCGAACGUCAGUACUUAUCCGGUGAACUCGAAUUGGAGUUAACCCCUCAAGGGACUCUGGCGGAACGCAUAAGAGCUGGAGGUGCCGGGGUCCCUGCCUUUUUCACUCCCACGGCCUUCGGUACUUUGGUGCAUGAAGGAGGAGCCCCGAUUGCGUACGGAGGGGAUGGGAAAGUGAAAAUACCGAGUCCAGCAAGGGAGGCCAGGAAGUUCAACGGGAUUGACUACAUCAUGGAGGAGGCAAUAACGGGGGAUUUUGCUUUGGUGAAGGCUUGGAAGGCCGAUCCUUACGGAAACUUGAUUUUUAAUAAGUCUGCGCGGAAUUUUAACCCCGCGAUGGCCAAAGCGGCAAAAAUUACCAUCGCGGAAGUCGAGGAGAUUGUGGAAGUUGGGGAUAUAAAGCCCGACGAGGUGCACCUUCCAGGGAUUUUCGUAGACAGGAUUGUGAAGGGGGAAAAGUACUUAAAGAGGAUAGAACGACUUUGCGUUAGCAAGGAAGAGGGUGAUAAGGAACCAGUGAAGAAAUCAGCGGCUGCUCUAGUUAGAGAAAAAAUAAUCAGAAGGGCCGCCUUAGAAUUUAAAGAUGGGAUGUAUGCGAACCUUGGUAUUGGUAUGCCUAUGUUGGCCUCCAAUUACAUACCAAACGAUAUGGAGGUGCUCCUGCAAUCCGAAAACGGUAUUCUGGGACUGGGGCCAUUCCCCACACCUAAAAACGUAGACCCUGAUCUUAUCAACGCUGGUAAAGAAACGGUGACGGUGGUACCCGGAGCUUCCUACUUUGGUAGUGAUGAUAGUUUUGCAAUGAUCAGAGGGGGCCACAUCGAUCUAACUAUGUUGGGCGCCAUGGAGGUCUCCCAGUUUGGUGACUUAGCAAACUGGAUGAUCCCGAAAAAACUUGUCAAAGGCAUGGGCGGCGCCAUGGAUUUGGUAGCAGCCCCAGGAACCAAAGUCGUCGUCUGCAUGGAACACACAGCCAAAAACGGCAGCCCCAAAAUCCUUGAAAAGUGCAACCUCCCCCUCACCGGUAAACAAUGCGUCGACAUGAUCAUCACCGAAAAAGGCGUCUUCAACAUAGACCGCUCCCAAGGUCUCACUCUUGUGGAAAUCGCAGAAGGCCAAACUGUGGAAGACGUGCAAAAAUCCACCGCUGCGAAAUUCCAAGUGUGCCCAAACUUGAAAACAAUGCCUCAAAUUUAAAUACAUUUUAUUAAAUAUUUGUA
Messenger RNA from Zophobas morio, 1666 nucleotides. RefSeq names its product succinyl-CoA:3-ketoacid-coenzyme A transferase, mitochondrial (gene SCOT). The record is from RefSeq and is a predicted model, not a curated record. The coding region runs from base 72 to 1643 and encodes 523 amino acids. Lineage: Eukaryota; Metazoa; Arthropoda; Insecta; Coleoptera; Tenebrionidae. Gene Ontology annotation, molecular function: succinyl-CoA:3-oxo-acid CoA-transferase activity. Gene Ontology annotation, biological process: ketone body catabolic process. Gene Ontology annotation, cellular component: mitochondrion. The transcript has 6 exons.